Messenger RNA from Glarea lozoyensis ATCC 20868, 792 nucleotides. RefSeq names its product POZ. The coding region runs from base 1 to 792 and encodes 263 amino acids. The transcript has 2 exons. The record is from RefSeq and is a predicted model, not a curated record. Gene Ontology annotation, molecular function: protein binding. Lineage: Eukaryota; Fungi; Ascomycota; Leotiomycetes; Helotiales; Helotiaceae.
AUGACACCUGUAUCAAAGCGGCUUGUCGAAGACUACGAGUCUGAGAUGUUGGUCCGCGAACGCUCUAAGCAUGUAUCCGAUUCAUCAACGCAAACACAAGAGACCACGGCAGCUGAUAUAUUAUCGUCGGAAACACUAGGAAACGAAAUUGUUCAGAUAUACGUGGGGCAAAAAAGGAAACAUUUCUCAGUGCACAAGAAGCUAAUCUGCGACCGAUCAAAAUAUUUUAACGGCGCUUUCAACAGAGGCUUUAUGGAGGCGGGUUCAGGAGAACUAUAUCUCCCUGAAGAUUACAGCGCGGACGCAUUCGAUCAUUUGAUCGACUUCAUCUACAGAAAAGCGCUUCCCCACUACGAGUUGAACGAUUAUACCAGAUUCGUGGCUCUGUAUCACCUGGCACACCAGUUAGGGAUGGACGAUUUAAUGAACGAUCUUAUUGACGACGUCAGGAAGAAGCACAUGGACUACAACUGUUGCUUUGGACCGCGAGCCUCUAAAUUAAUCUACUCUAAUUCCGAUUCCGGUAGUAAACUGAGAGCCCUAGCGGCAUUCGAGAUUGUAGUUGACCUCCACGAAGCUUCAUGGCACGAAUUUGGCGAUACGAAAGAAUUCGAAGAUAAGUAUGCAGAAUUCUUCAAUGAAGCGCCCGAAGCUGGGGCAGACUUUUUCAGAGCGCAGUGCAGGUACACGCAAGAAGUAUGGAAUCAUACUACUAGAAAAAUACCUCAUGCGGCGGCCGACGAAUGCGAUUUUCACAUCCAUCUAGACGGAAAGGUGUCAUGCGCCGAUUAG